Messenger RNA from Hippopotamus amphibius kiboko, 3302 nucleotides. It is a transcript of the gene PLCXD2, whose product is annotated as phosphatidylinositol specific phospholipase C X domain containing 2. Gene Ontology annotation, molecular function: phosphoric diester hydrolase activity. Bases 533 to 1555 code for a protein of 340 amino acids. The record is from RefSeq and is a predicted model, not a curated record. Gene Ontology annotation, biological process: lipid metabolic process. The transcript has 4 exons. NCBI's taxonomy places the organism in Eukaryota, Metazoa, Chordata, Mammalia, Artiodactyla, Hippopotamidae.
CUCCUGGAAGCCACAGGGCAGGGGACCUGUGCCGGGGAGCCGGGGCAGGCAGAGCAGGCAGGCCCAGCUUAUGUGGCAGCCCAGUGACACACAUGGAAGCGUAAAUCAGGCCGAGGAUGGUGCGUCCGGGCGCUCACGUGUGUAUACACCCACCGGCGUGUCUGUCUGCCGGGUGGGUACCUGUGGUGUGAGUGGCUCCGGGCGUGGCUGCUCGUAGGACGUUCAGUUUCUGUGGGAUUUCUCUCGAGGGGCCUACCUUCCCCCGGCUCCAGAGCGGGAACGUAAGAAGUUGAAAGGAGCCGGGUCUGAGCAGAUUAAGGGAACAGCGGCCGGGCCGGAGAAGGUGGGGACUGCGGGUGCUGGGGGCUAGGGAACCACGUCCUUGCCGUGUCUCCCCCGGCAGAAAGGCCUUUUCGCAAGACUGGCGUGACAAAGGUGGCCCUGAAAUGCUAGAGAGUCCCCGGGGCAAUGAUGAUCGCUGAGUGAGUGGCACUGGGCUGAGCCCGAGCAGUUCACUGACUGACAUAAAGGGAUGCUAGCGGUUAGGAAGGUAAGGAGGAAACUCAGGAUGGGGACCAUCUGCUCCCCCAACCCCAGCGGGACAAAGACAUUGGAGGUCUGCAAUGCCGACUGGAUGGCCUCGCUCCCUGCUCACCUCCACAACGUCCCCCUUUCCAAUCUGGCAAUCCCAGGCUCCCACGAUUCAUUCAGCUACUGGGUGGACGAAAAGUCCCCCGUGGGGCCUGACCAAACCCCAGCUAUCAAACGCCUCGCCAGGAUCUCCUUGGUGAAGAAGCUCAUGAAGAAAUGGUCUGUGACUCAGAACCUGACAUUCCGUGAACAGCUGGAGGCUGGGAUCCGGUACUUCGACCUGCGGGUGUCUUCCAAGCCGGGGGACGCCGACCAGGAGAUCUACUUCAUUCACGGGCUUUUCGGCAUCAGGGUUGGGGAUGGGCUGAUGGAGAUUGACUCGUUCCUCACACAGCACCCCCAAGAGAUUGUCUUCCUGGAUUUCAACCACUUCUACGCCAUGGAUGAGGGCCAUCACGCACGCCUGAUUCUCCGGAUCCAGGAGGCCUUUGGAAACAAGUUGUGCUCCGCCUGCAGUGUGGAAAGCAUGACACUGCGGACGCUGUGGGAGAGGAAGUGCCAGGUUCUUAUCUUUUAUCACUGCCCCUGCUACAAGCAAUACCCCUUCCUGUGGCCUGGGAAGAAGAUCCCGGCGCCCUGGGCAAAUACCACAAGUGUGCGCAAGCUCAUCCUCUUCUUGGAGACCACGCUGAGCGAGCGCUCCCCCCGCGGCUCCUUCCACGUGUCUCAAGCGAUCCUCACGCCCAGGGUGAAGACCAUUGCCCGAGGCCUGGUUGGCGGCCUCAAGAACACGCUGGUCCACAGGAAUCUUCCUGCCAUCCUGGACUGGGUGAAGACUCAGAAGCCUGGAGCCAUGGGUGUCAACAUCAUCACGUCCGACUUCGUGGACCUGGUGGACUUUGCCACGACUGUCAUUGAAUUGAAUGACCUCCUACAGGAGGAUAGAGCUUUGGCUAAAUGCUGAUUUAAUUUUUUACUUAACUUAAUAUUGAAGUUGUUGAUCCGGUUCUGAAGGGUUUCCUGUUAAGCUGGCCCCUGGGCAGUGAUGGUGAAGUAAAUAAGAAGAGGGGACAUUUUUUCCUUUCCCCUCUUCACAGUGCCGUUUGGAUAAAAUUACAGGGCUUUUAAUUGCAUUUUUCCCAAAUGAGACUUUUUAAAAACUUAAGUCCAAGGGAAGAACGCAUGUUUCAUGUGCUCAAGGUCAGCAUCUCCCCAGUGGCUUAUGAUGUGGAAUGUAACGUGGAAAUGGGGUCUCCAGGUUCCAUUGGGGUAUCGAGUGUCCCCUAAUUGGCCUAGUUCCCUGUUGUCUUCCAGGAUGUUGUGUUUGAGCCAGAGAAAAGGCUGAAGCACAAGGGCAUUCCUGAUCCAAAGGGUGGCUCACGGCAGGUGUGGACUGCCCUGUGGGGUGGCUCUAUCAUCAGCCUAGGGCUUUGAGGGGAGAAAGGUCAAACACCAGUUUUCUCCAGGCAUGUUGAACGUCACCACUUCUUCCCCAAGCAUAAGAUGUAUUUAUCACCAAGGUAUUUUCGCCACAGGCUGUUCUUGCAGUGCUUGUGCUUGGUAAUUGGUCGCCGUCAUUCUUUAGAUAAGCCGAAUACUGUCCUCAGUAUCAGAAAUGUGCUUCCCAGUUUUAAAACAUUGAUUCCCCUCUAUUUCUUUGGCCCAUUCGUAAAAGUGAAAGGAACAGCCAUGGGACAUCUUUUCAAUCUGGGGCCCAACAAGAGAUAGACGUGCAUGUCUGUUGCAUGCCAGAUUCCUUUCAUUCUGUAGCUUUUCCCCAAAUGGCUGCUGGGCCAGUGCCUGCGUCAUUUUGGCAAAGUCCUCUUUGGAAUGGGACCUUCAAGCCAGAUCUUGGAAUUGCAUUUUGUUGUUGUCUGCCUAGGACUCGGGUCUGCUCUGUGGGAUGCAGCGCUAGCAGAAGGCACUUUGUCCAUGAUACCACGGAGGCAGACACAGCAUGCGUGAAAAAGUGCAAUGGAUUUAAGGAGGAGGCUCCAAGUGGGUUUGGAGCCAUUCUGUAACUCCUUGAAAACAAGACUACCUCGGGGACAUUUAGGAUGACGGUGGGUCAUCCAGUGAGAAAUACCCAGUGUUGGAACAUUUCCAGUCCGUGUCUUGAUUGUUCUACUUUCUGCAGGUUGUUUUGAGCCUACUAAUCACCACUGCAGGAGGGCUUUGAAACUCAAGAAGGGAUUUUUUAUUAUUGUAGAUAAGAGGUUCUUACCUAUAAAGAGCCCUCUUGUGUUUUAUUUAUUUAUUUAUUCAUUUAUUUAUUUAUAGAUUAAGUAUCUUCAGUGCUGCUUACCUCAAGAGCACUCACAAAGGAGCUUCCUGAACUUUUCUCACCCAGGCCAGAUGCUGCCGUGGUCCUCCUCCCCUCAACAGGACCACGCAUCUCAGGACUGUGAGUGACCUCUAACUCUACUGUAGAUGCUGUAGACGUCCUGGCCCCCUGGUCAUGGUGGGGACAGUGUUCGUGGGUGGAUGUGGUCCAGACCGGAGAAGCCACUACCACGCCACGGACUAGAACAGAAGACGCAAUGGGCCAUGAAGCGCUCUCUGUUCUUGAGGAAGACCCUCUGAAAGAGGGAUAAAAGAAGGAGCUAGAAAGAACACUGGGCAUGGGAGUGUGUGUCCUUCAGUGCUCCUCAGAACUCUCUGAGAAUCCCUAAGGAAGCGUCAGCUUCUGGAUCCUUAAGGUGGAAAGAUAA